Aspergillus homomorphus CBS 101889 is the source of this 1089-nucleotide messenger RNA. RefSeq names its product GNAT family N-acetyltransferase. NCBI's taxonomy places the organism in Eukaryota, Fungi, Ascomycota, Eurotiomycetes, Eurotiales, Aspergillaceae. The record is from RefSeq and is a predicted model, not a curated record. Gene Ontology annotation, molecular function: acyltransferase activity, transferring groups other than amino-acyl groups. The transcript is spliced from 3 exons. The coding region runs from base 291 to 953 and encodes 220 amino acids.
GUUCUACCUAACCAUCAUACAAAUACUCAAUCCCCACCCAAACGACAAAAGAAAUUAAUCUACGCAAUGACUCACUUACCCGUCCGCAAUACGAGAACACCAAAACACACAACCCACCCAUACCACCCCGAUAAAUAAGAUAGCUGAUAGCUAGAUAAGAUAGACAUCCCUCAAUUCCUCAAGUCCAACCAGGCACAUCCCCAACUCAAAUCACAGCAUAUACACCCAAGCCCAACCCUCAAUCCGCACCAGAACCCCCUUCUAAACGAACCCCCCCAAAGCGCACAAAAAUGUACAAAGCACCCGCCUUCACAACCCCACGCCUGCUCUUCGAGCCCAUGACCCUUUCAGAUCUAGACGACAUGCACGAGAUCCGCAAUAAACCCGAGGUGAUGAAAUGGAGCAUGCGCAAAACCCCGGACCAAUCCCUCGCAGAAACCAAGACAUGGCUCACAAACUUCGUCUCAGGCGAAUCCCAACCGCCGCGGCUCUGCUACGUCAUCCGCGAGCUCUCGUCGUCGGGGACAAAGGGCCGGGUGAUCGGUAACAUGGGCGUGCGGAUGGAGCCGGCGCCUGCGGGGCGAGAGGAUCCCGGGUUGGUUGCGUCGUCCGAGGCAGCCCCUGCUGCUGUCGCUGGCGGGAUAGUCCUCACGCCGGGCAAAGAUCGGUGGGAACUGGGGUAUAUCUUCCACCCGGAGGUGUGGGGGCGCGGGUACGCCAGCGAGGCCGUGCAGCAUCUCAGCGCGCGGUUCUUCGAGUACCUGCGAGAUGCGAUGGUUGCGGUCUAUGCGGACCAGGCGGCGAAUGUCGAGCCGGGGUUGUUUGCGAUCACGAAUUUCGAUAAUGGGCCGAGUGCGCGCGUGCUGGUUAAGAAUGGGUUUGUGGGGCCUGUGGAGGAGUUUGUUGAGGGGGAUGGGACGAGGUGUGUGGUUUUUGUGAAGGUUGGGGUUUAGAUAUCCAAGUCAAGGGAAGGGGGGAGGGGGGCGUGUAUAAUUAAGGAAUUGAUUCUUGGAGUUUGGGCGGGGUAUAGAGCAUGGUUCUGUGUUAUGUGGUUAGUGUUGUGAUAGAGACUGGGCUGUACUUGCAAAU